Molecule: messenger RNA, 1574 nt
Organism: Artibeus jamaicensis (Jamaican fruit-eating bat)
Lineage: Eukaryota; Metazoa; Chordata; Mammalia; Chiroptera; Phyllostomidae
Product: kininogen-1-like
Exons: 11
Coding region: 138-1421 (427 amino acids)
Biological process (GO): negative regulation of endopeptidase activity; negative regulation of blood coagulation; positive regulation of cytosolic calcium ion concentration
Cellular component (GO): blood microparticle; extracellular region
Molecular function (GO): cysteine-type endopeptidase inhibitor activity
Source: RefSeq, a predicted model, not a curated record
CCCUUUGUUAAUAGGACAAACAGUGGGUGGCAGCAGGGAUCCAAGCAGAGAAAGCACAGACACAGGAGACAAGAGGCUGAAGAGAGUCACCAUCAGCAUCCAAAGCAGCUCCCAAGUGUUGGUGAGACUGUUAAAUCAUGAAGCUCAUUGCCAUCUUUCUCCUUUGCUCCAGACUGCUACCAAGUUUAACCCAGGAACACCACUCGGAGGAAAUCGACUGCAAUGAUGAGGAUGUAUUUAAGGCUGUGGACUCAGCUCUUCAGAAAUACAACAGUGGAAGCAAAAGUGGCAACCAGUUUGUGUUAUACCGCAUAACGGAAGUCAACAAGACGGAUGAACAGAAGCCAUUCUAUUUCAUCAAGUACCAGAUCAAGGAGGGAGACUGUCCUGUUCAAAGUGACAAAACGUGGCAGGACUGUGACUACAAGGAAGCUGCUCAGGCUGCCACAGGAGAAUGCACUGCGACUGUGGGGAAACGAGGAAAUACAAAGUUCACUGUGGCUACCCAGACCUGCCAGAUCACUCCAGCCGGGGGCCCUGUGGUGACAUCCCAGUAUGACUGCUUUGGCUGUGUGCACCCCAUCUCAACUGCCAGCCCGGACUUGGAACCCUUUCUGAGACACGCCAUUCAACAUUUUAACAACCGCACUGACCGUUCUCACCUCUUUGCCCUGAAAGAAGUGAAACAGGCAGAGAAACAGAUGGUGAUUGGAUGGAACUAUAAAGUUACUUACUUAAUUCAGCAAACUAAUUGUUCCAAGGAGAAUUUUCUGUUCUUAACUCCAGACUGCAAGUUCCUUCUCAAAGGGGAUAUCGGUGAAUGUAUAGAUCGUGCGUACAUGGAUCCUAAGCGAAAAAUUACUUCCUUCUCACAGAAGUGUGACCUUUAUCCAGGGGAGGAUUUUGUACCACUACCUACCAUAAUUUGCCGUGGCUGCCCCAAAGAGAUACCUGUAGACAGCCCAGAGCUGGCAGAACCUCUGAAACAUUCCAUCGCAAAGCUUAAUGCAGAGAAUAAUGGUACUUUCUAUUUCAAGAUUGACACUGUGAAGAGAGCAACAGCACAGGUCAUAGCUGGAAGAAAGUAUUCUAUUGAGUUCCUGGCCAAGGAAUCCACAUGUUCCAAGGAGAGUGAUAAAGAGCUGACUGAAGAUUGUGAGAUCAAUUUACUUGGAGAAAUUCUUGAAUGCAAUGCUGAUGUUAUUGUGGUACCUUGGGAGGACAGAAUUUACCCUACUGUCAACUGUCAAUCACUAGGAAAGACUUCAAUGCUGAAAAGACCUCCAGGUUUUUCACCUUUCCGAUCAGUACAAGUGGAGGAAACACAUGAAGUAACAAAUAGGCGACUAAGACAUUGCGAGUACAAGGGCCGACCUCGGGAGGCAGAGGCAAAGCCAACAUCUCCGAGUGAGGUCUCCUGACCAGUGGGCAGAAUGUCCAUGCCUGGCACAAUAGCCCCAACAACCAACCAGUCAGCAGCCUUGUGUGGAAGAACAAGAAGGUGGGAGAGAAUGCAGUUGAGAAGAAUGCCACAUUAUCACUCUGUGUCUGGAUGAAAUAAAGUUUGAUCUUGA